CAGGUGCUUUGGAGCCAUCCAGGAGAUGGAAAGUUGCUUGACCAAGAUGAGGUCAAGCAAUAAAGCCGCCACCCUCUCACCUGCUACGCUUUACUUUUUAACUUCUUGGAGAAGCUAAGUUUGGAAGGCUUCCGGCCGGAGACCAUUAUAUGGGACACCCGGAAGGCGGAAGUUGUGGGGCGGAAGUGGCCGAGAGGCGAGGAGAAUGGCGGCGGAAGGCUGGUUUUGGCUCUGGGGCUGGGGCCGGCGGUGCCCGGGAAGUCCUGGGCUUCCCGGCCCCGGCCCUGGCCCCACUACACCUCUACUUCUUCUUCUGUUGCUGGGUUCUGUGGCUGCGGAUAUAACUGACGGCAACAGUGAACAUCUCAAGCGGGAGCAUUCACUCAUCAAGCCCUACCAAGGGGUCGGUUCCAGCUCUAUGCCUCUCUGGGACUUCCAAGGCAGCACUAUGCUCACAAGCCAGUAUGUACGUCUGACCCCUGACGAGCGCAGCAAAGAAGGCUCUAUCUGGAACCACCAGCCUUGCUUUCUCAAGGACUGGGAGAUGCACGUCCACUUCAAAGUCCAUGGCACAGGGAAGAAGAACCUCCAUGGAGACGGCAUUGCCUUGUGGUAUACCCGGGACCGCCUCGUGCCAGGGCCUGUGUUUGGAAGCAAAGACAACUUCCAUGGCUUAGCCAUCUUCCUGGACACGUAUCCCAACGAUGAGACCACUGAGCGCGUGUUCCCGUAUAUCUCGGUGAUGGUGAACAAUGGCUCCCUGUCCUACGACCAUAGCAAGGAUGGGCGCUGGACUGAGCUGGCCGGCUGCACGGCUGACUUCCGUAACCGGGAUCAUGACACCUUCCUGGCUGUGCGCUACUCCCGAGGCCGCCUGACAGUGAUGACUGACCUGGAGGACAAGAAUGAGUGGAAGAACUGUAUUGACAUCACAGGAGUGCGGCUGCCCACCGGCUACUACUUUGGAGCCUCAGCCGGCACUGGCGACCUGUCUGACAACCACGACAUCAUCUCCAUGAAGCUAUUCCAGCUGAUGGUCGAGCACACGCCCGAUGAGGAGACCAUCGACUGGACCAAGAUUGAGCCCAGUGUCAACUUCCUCAAGUCUCCCAAAGACAAUGUGGAUGACCCCACGGGGAACUUCCGAAGCGGGCCCCUGACGGGGUGGCGGGUGUUUCUGCUGCUGCUAUGCGCGCUCCUUGGCAUCAUCGUCUGCGCAGUGGUGGGGGCCGUGGUGUUCCAGAAGCGGCAGGAGCGGAACAAGCGCUUUUACUGAGUGGACGUGCCUGGCCAGGAAGGGCCUGACCUAGGGCCCAGGAACUAAUGUGAACUUUUUUUACUGGGAUUGUAAAAGAACAACAAUAUGACCUUAUUUCUUAACUGUUUCAAAGAAAUGAUUAAAGUAUUUUCA
This is a messenger RNA of Nycticebus coucang (slow loris), 1411 nucleotides long. RefSeq names its product lectin, mannose binding 2 (gene LMAN2). Gene Ontology annotation, molecular function: D-mannose binding. The coding region runs from base 206 to 1276 and encodes 356 amino acids. Gene Ontology annotation, cellular component: endoplasmic reticulum-Golgi intermediate compartment; Golgi membrane; COPII-coated ER to Golgi transport vesicle. Gene Ontology annotation, biological process: endoplasmic reticulum to Golgi vesicle-mediated transport; Golgi organization; endoplasmic reticulum organization. The transcript has 8 exons. The record is from RefSeq and is a predicted model, not a curated record. NCBI's taxonomy places the organism in Eukaryota, Metazoa, Chordata, Mammalia, Primates, Lorisidae.